This is a messenger RNA of Cyclospora cayetanensis, 696 nucleotides long. RefSeq names its product 50S ribosomal protein L11. Bases 1 to 696 code for a protein of 231 amino acids. NCBI's taxonomy places the organism in Eukaryota, Apicomplexa, Conoidasida, Eucoccidiorida, Eimeriidae. The record is from RefSeq and is a predicted model, not a curated record. The transcript is spliced from 6 exons. Gene Ontology annotation, cellular component: ribosome; mitochondrial large ribosomal subunit. Gene Ontology annotation, biological process: translation. Gene Ontology annotation, molecular function: large ribosomal subunit rRNA binding; structural constituent of ribosome.
AUGCGCGUUCGUAAGGCGGACUUCACGCACGCCGCGGCAACAGGUGGAAAUUGCGCGGUUUUGUUGUUGAGAAACAAAGGGGUAUUUCUAGUUGUUGAGCCGAACUCGUGUGCCUCGUUGCCGGAAAUCCCGGCAGUAACAGCAGCACCGGCAACAGAAGGAGACAAUGCCAUUAAUUUUGACUGUCAAAAGCUUUCAGACACAGCAGUGAUGAGCAGCAACUUGGGCAGGUUCCGUUUGAUCGUUCCAGCAGCAAAUGCCAAGCCAUCGCCUUCGAUUGGCCAGACCCUGGGCCCUUUGGGAAUCAACAUGAUGGCCUUCUGCAAGGAAUUUAACGCCCGUACUGCCAAGGUGCGCCCUGAUGUUCCUGUGCAGGUUACCAUUGUGCCAAAUCCAGACAGAACAUUCAAAUUUAGCUUGAGGGCCCCCAGCAGCACCUGGUUCCUUCUGCGCACGGCGCGGUGUCCUAUGGGCAGCGAACAGGCGGGGAAGCAGGUGGUCGGCAAUGUGACUCUGAAGGAGGGGAUUUGUCGAUCUCUUAUUGGCUCCGCCAAAGCGAUGGGCAUUGAGGUGACUCCAGAGCUGCAGCCAGCUUUCAGUAAGCGAGACUACACCCCUGUAGAGAACCUCGAACAGAUGAGAAAAGACUUGAGACAGAAGCGCAAAGCUGCACGCAGGGCGAGCGCAAAGUCAUAG